Aureobasidium vineae is the source of this 1212-nucleotide messenger RNA. NCBI's taxonomy places the organism in Eukaryota, Fungi, Ascomycota, Dothideomycetes, Dothideales, Saccotheciaceae. The record is from the annotation of a GenBank genome assembly.
AUGCCAUACAACACCAGAAGAAAGUCGCUGUCUCUCUCCGAGCUUGGUAUCACUGUCCCCAAACGCUCGCGAGCUUCUUCGCAGUCGCACCCCUCGCCGCCAGCCACGGUCAUCGAUGACGAGCCCGUCACCAAGAAGCCCAAGAGGUCGCACGACUCGCUGUCCCCUCCUCCGGCAUUGAUGAGCCCACCAAAGACAAAAACUUUGUCUAUCCGUACAGAGCCGCCGUCGCGACUGGCCGAACACACUCCUCCGCCAUCCCCAGGAACCCAGACUGUGCACACAAUUGAUACCGAGGGCAUUAGCGACGAUGUGGUUGUCGCAACCAUCAAGCAGUUGGAAAAGACUGCCAACAGGCCGCAUCUGGUAAAGGAAUUGGCUGCAGUCUUGUGUCACUGCAUAGGCGCCGUGGAGAACUACCUCAACCGCACCUGGCCCGCCGUCAGCCCUUGUCCGCUGGCUAAGUACCAGUCUCAAGUCCACCCCCGCCCGCUAUACUAUUUUUUGACCACACAACCCCACCAACCUAUUCCUGAACUGUCGCAUUCUCACGACACUCCCGCCGCCCGUCGCAUCAUUACUCCAGCUCUCUCAUCGGCCGCCGACGACGAAGACGAGAAAUACAGCAGGUCACGCGCCUCGCUCUCUCCCGAAGUCGAUUUGUCUAGCCCCGAAUUGGACGAGCCACCGCAUGGCGAUAUUGGCUCCACAUUCCACCCUCGCCAUUCGCUCUCGCGCGAUCACCCUCCAACCACGUCCAACCUAGCCCACAACCGCCGUGCCGAUAGCCCUCCUCUCGAGCGUGAGGAACGCGACUUCAAGCAGACGGCAAACGCCCUGCAAGAGCUUCGUCGUGCAAGCCAGGAAGUCAUUACCAAGCCCAUCAAGGUUGAGGCUUCCGAGACCAUUGCAUUGUCGGUCGAGUCGGACGACAACAACGUCCAGACCACCAACGACCUCUUUGAUGGUCAGGAUCACCUCUCCUCCUCCGUGAGCACCCUCUACGAUCUGAGCAGUCCUGUUCUGAGACCCCAGGGUUUUUACGAUCUCAAGACGCAGCAAGCCCAGGAUUGGAACGUCGAGAAGAGACUCUCCAUUGAUGCAAUGUCUUUGGAUGACCAGGACGAUGAUGCCGUGGACAUGUGGAAUGACUUCCGCAGCCCCGAGAACAUUGAUCUCAACGAGCUUGAAUGCCUCUUGGACGCCUACUAA